UCUUUAAAGCCAGAGCACUAAAUCAAUCUGUAUUGUUCUUGUGUAUCUGAUGAUCUGUCACUGUGGCCUUAGGAUGUUUUUUGCCCACAUGACAUUAAGCUGUGAUCUUAGACUGAAGUGUGAUCAGAAGUUGACAUGUGAGACUUAUCUGUUUACAGAACUGAGUACUUCCUGCUUCAUUAUAAAAAGUAUUGUUCCGAAAAUCAGUACAUGCAGAGCAACCAUCCUAACCUGAGCUCCCCCUAACUUUCCAAUAAUGAGCAGUGCUACAGACAGCAUGUCAGCUCGAAGCAUGUUUUCUCAGAGAGGCUGAAAUCUUAUUAACUUUGGUCUGAUUUUCCCCUUACGUCCAUCCCUGUGCUGUAUCUGCAGCGAGAAACAACAAUGGUGCUACUCAACAUGAAGACAUAUCUGGCCUUACUGUGGGGAAUUUCUUUUUUUUUUAGUAUGGAGUCUAUGAGUGUGUCCAUCCCAGAAAUAAACUUAACUUUUGAACCAGACAAGACAACCAAGCAGAUGACGAGUCCACUUGUACGUCAUGUUACAAGUGUUAGUGAUGCACCAGCAGAGAUCCCUGUGACGCCCACUGUAGAAAUGAUAAUCGUCACUGGUGGAAGUGACAGCUCUGGUAUGGUUGCUAUAAACUCUGUAGGAGCAACAACAAGCAACUCAGCUCCACAACUUUCUCAAAACUCCAAGACAGAGAGCACAACUGCAGGUGCAGCACAUCCUCCCCACAACACCACAAUCUCAGAGGCAGCCAAAUCUACCGAGGAUCAGACACAUCAUCAAUCAUCCACCACUUCUACGGAUUUGAGUGCUCCUGCAACACCUUCUGCAGCAUUGGAGAAGUCUUCGCUGCAGCCUACCUCCACCCAUAACCUUGAAGUAUCAUCCGAGUUGUCACACACCACCCCUCCUGCUAAUACUGAUCAGGCUUCAGUCUCUACCCGGACACUUGUCAGUCCCUCAGCUCCUACUACAACCAUAAUGACAUCCACCACCAGGACUGAGUUUUCUACUACAUCUCAGCCGUUUUCUGUGACAACACCCAUCUCCACAUCACAUUUUCCUGACACAGCAGGGUCGAGGUCUACAGCUGAGUCCCCCACCAACUCCACUGAUUCACCCAUCUCCACCCCCAGUGUGUCCACCACCAUCGUCCUAACUAGCAUCUCUCCAACCAAUGUCCCUACAACCAGAGUCUCCCCCACCAAUGUCUCGAUAACCAAUGUCUCGAUAACCAAUUUUUCCCUAACCGAUGUCUCCACCACCAAUGUCUCUCCAACCGAUGUCUCCACCACCAAUGAUUACUUAUCUAGUAUCUCUACCACUGAAGUCUCCCCAACCAAUGUGUCUACAGCCAAUAUUUCAUUCUCCAAUGUCUCCCCCUCUACCUUCUCUACCACCAAUAUCUCCCCAACCAAUGUAUCCACCACCACCAAUGUCUCUGCCCUUCCUGCUUAUGUACCCAAAAGGUUACCAAUUCUAACCACCAAAUCAACUCCAGUAACUACCAAAUUAGAAGUCUCAUUGAGCCCGUCCAGAACCAAGGCCCAACCCUGCUCCACCCGGGGCUUGGUGAAGCAAUGCCUAAUUGCCAUCGCCUCCCUGGCUGUGUUGGCCACUCUCUUCAUGGUUUCUACCAUCGUCCUCUGCACCAAGCUGUCAUCAAGGAAAUACAAGCUGAAGAAGCCUCAGUCGUCCACAGAGAUGAUAUGCAUCUCGUCCUUGCUGCCUGAGAGGGAUUACACAUACUCAAGGCAACGCAAUGCAGUCGCUAACGGAGUCCUGGUGAUGCACGGUGCAGAGGACAGCGAUGAGGACAAUAUAGGAGAUAACCUCACUCUCAGCAGCUUCCUUCCAGAAAAUGACCGCUUUGUUUAGAGCGAAUUAUUAUUGUUUAGUAGUAGUAUUAUUAAAUCAGACUUCAGACUGGACUGAUGGGUAUGAUCUCUGUCAAGCGGAAACAGUUGCAUUAACCCAGGCUUCCGGUUUUAUGUUGGUGGUUUGACUCGGUUGCACGCUCUAUCGCUGUGAAGGAAGAGACAUAGAAAUCUAAAACAAAAUCAAAACAGUAACGCUUUCAUGUUAAUGCACCAUUAAGCAUAUCUGGCGUUUGUCAAGGUCAUCAAGAGUCUUGGCAAGAGUUAAGACUUUUUGCAUAUUUUUACACUUGCCCCCAAGAGACUUUAAAUCAAGUCAUAAUGGAGACACUGAUCAAAGACAGUUUUUUUUUUACAUCCUGAGCUGAGCCCUGACGGUAUUUCACUUAGCAACAGGAGACAGGAAGGCUUGUUUUGUCAAGGGAUUAGUCUUCACAGACACUGUUCAGUUUACAGAUCCUAUUCUGGUAGCAGUAAGGCUUCACUGUAUGAUUAAUGGUAAACUGUAUGUGCCAUGUUUAUCCGGUUGUAGAGAUGCAGUUUGUAUAUUGUGAUAAUUUAUUAAAAUAAUGCUUCAUUUAA
This is a messenger RNA of Eleginops maclovinus (Patagonian blennie), 2468 nucleotides long. RefSeq names its product selectin P ligand (gene selplg). The record is from RefSeq and is a predicted model, not a curated record. The transcript has 3 exons. NCBI's taxonomy places the organism in Eukaryota, Metazoa, Chordata, Actinopteri, Perciformes, Eleginopidae. Gene Ontology annotation, biological process: leukocyte tethering or rolling. Bases 385 to 1887 code for a protein of 500 amino acids. Gene Ontology annotation, cellular component: plasma membrane.